CAAGUAGAUGCCAGCCUCUUCAUAGCUGCUAUUAAGCAAGUAUGUCGUGAAAUCUUUGAUUAUCUUGAAGGUUUUCUUGUAAAUCUGGUAAAGCCUUUGGAUUAUCUUGAUGGAAACCGUCAAAUUGUUUAUGAGAAGUCAGUAGAAGGUCUACCAUAUAAUAACUAAAGUACUUGAAUCUGUUUUUCUAGUGUAGAGAGGCCUAGAGGAAACUUGCAUUGUGGUUGAUAAAUAUUUAAGAUCCUUUGGAAAUAUCAAACAUUGAUAAUUUGACGACUUUUUCUUCAUUAGGGCUUUUCCAUCCAACAUUUUAAAAACAAAAUCGUCUUUACAUAAAUAUACGAAAUAAAACAAAAGUAAUUUUCCAACAUAUGGCAUUGGCGUCUUUUUUAUGCUUUAUCUAUUCCCUACUCGAAUAUUACCCUUUUUUACUACUACGUUGAGUUUAUUAUGGUGCUUUGAUGUUGAGGUUACGGUAAACGUUUUCUGGAUGAAAACUGCAUGAAAAGAUGAUUUUCGAUUUUUUCACAUUCAAGUAACCAUACUUUCAAGGCACACAUGGAUACCAAAUUUGAAACAAACAGAAAUUUGAAAUUGGAAAAAACCCCAAGCAAACGAAGGUUUACAUAAUUUCUUUAUCAAAACUUUUAGUUAAGGUCUGAAAAUCUCUUGACCUGUUAAGCCGAUUAUCGUUGCUUUGCGGUUGUGGUCGCAUGUCGCAUUUACAAUAUCGCAUGGCCCAUCCAUGUACCCCGGCUGUGUUUAUCUAAACAGGCUUAUUCAUCUUAAAGCUUCAAGUGACUUGACCCAGAUUACACUGUGGUUUACUAGUGUACCUUGCAAGCGCGAUCAGUAAAAUCCCGUUUUCUACGGACUUACAAUUCCUCUACAUACAGGUACGAAAAGGCUAUUUUGUACACAAGGAACCAAUCGAAUGGCUCAAAAAUUUGCACAUGGCCAGGACGGAUGUUGGGUAAGCAAAGUAUGUCUCAAAAGUUUUGUAUUUGCUCUGGCCAAGAGAUCUUGUUUCAUUUUUGUAAUUGUUCACUUAAACCUGUUUGACAAUAGCAUUCCUGUGGUCAUUUAUUACGAAUCUGGGGAUGAAAAGUACUGCCUAGGCCAACUAGCGACAUUGGAAACCAAGUGGUAGAAAAGUGAAAUUUAUCUAGCAGAAAUUGACUGACAACCGCAUAUUAUAUUGCACAUUCUCUCGAAUUAUUGUCAUUUUGACACAUCUCAAUUUUCUGCGAGUCUUUUUUAAUUUUUGUGCGACUCACUUGAAUUUUGUGCGAGUGGUUUUUCUUUCCACGUGAAUCGGUUUGUUUCAAUGUGAAUCUGAUUGUAUGCGAAUCCAUUUAAUUUAAGUGCGUGGCAGUUGUGGACAGGGCCGUCGAGAGACGGGUCCGGCCCCAGGGCUGGGACUGUCAUGGGGCCCCACAGUCGAAGGCUGCAAAAACCUUUUUUGGGUUACGCCCUUAGCAAUGCAGUUAGAUAGACUGUAAAAGGCAUGACUUUUGAAAUCAAGGCCCCUGAAACACUUGAAUUUGUAUUUUAAGGUCUUUAAACAGAACAUGCAAUUAGUGACUAUAUAAAACAAAUCAUUAAAACAAAUCAGUUUAAAACAACCUGCAUGGCAAACAAUAGAGUGCAGCCUUUGUAGGACUGAAAACAAGCCAGCUUCGUCUUACUACUUCCCCAUUUUGCUGCUUCACAUUUAGGACCGUUGUUGGAAAUUUGUGGCCGUCGCAAUCUUUGGGAAACUCUGGAGGAUGAGGCAAAUGACCAGUUCUAACAACCUUUUUCUAACUCCUUUAUCGUUGGAAAUCCGGUCAAUGUGCCGACAUCAAAACUAGAUGAUCCACUAUGAACAGUAUCUUGAUUCAAUGAUGAAUCAGUAGUGCUUUCUCUACUAUCUGUGGUGCCAUGGUCUACCGAAGCAGCCAAGCCGUUUGUGUCUUUUUCUUCUUCAGCAGUGCUUUGAACAGAGCUUUCACCAGGUUUAUUGAAAGUUGAAUCACCUUCCUUGUCUCUUUUGUAAGCACCAACCUCAAACAAUGUGCGAGAGGCUUUCUUUGCUUCUUUUUCUCACAUCUUUUUUCCUGCCUUUUCUGAGCACCAGACUUGUGCCUGUAAGAUGACAUCGCAGGGGGUGGUUGGAUCGUUCGGAUCGUAGCGUUUGGAUUUGUCUUGGUUCUUCGCAUGUGCUUUUUCUCUGGUGUACGCCGUGAAUGGAAGAUUUAGGUUUACGUUUAUAGGAAGUCCACACAAGGAAUAACUAUAACAUUUGACCUAAAAGUAGAUAUAUGUAAGUGCAAUCGAAUUUUUCGGCUUCCGGAGAAGUAUAUUAUGAUCGUAUCGUCAAUGUUCUAAUUAUAAACCUUAACAAGAAAAGGCCCUCAUCAUAGACCAGCUUGUUGAUUCCGUGUUGAAAGAUUAAAUUUCGAAUAUCAAUCGGGUCAUGGGCCCGCCCUGCCAAUGCAGCUAAUUGAAAACUCAUAGCCAAAAAUACAUACCUUAUUUUCUACGGGCCCCCUGGUAACUACCCUGGUUACCCCCCCCCCCUCUCGACGGUCCUGGUUGUGGGCCACCGUAAACAACCCAGUAACAACCAAGUAACAAGCGGAACAACCCAGUAUCAAGCAAAACAACCCAGUGAAAACCCAGUAACAAAUGGAACAACCAAGUAACAAGCGGAACAACCAGGUAACAAGCGGAACAACCUAAUAUCAAGCGAAACAACCGUCAAUCACGUUUGUUAUAUAAAUUUCUUUUUUGGUAGAUCGCAGCCACUUUCCCCCCUUGUGUGUGAUGGACAAGUGUAUCGAAAAACACCUACAAGGCAAGACAAGAGCUGGUAGGUUGGUACACCAAAAGCCCAAAUUGAUUUUCGUUAGAUAAGGUCUUUAAAGGGGGGGGGGAUCGAUAAUUCUUAACAAUAGAAGGGUGUAAUAUUCAGUGUAUAAAGAGUAUAUUCAAGGACCGAGAUGCCGGGAGGGCCUCGGUCCCCCUCCUCCUCCAAAAUGAAGACUUAAGUAUUAUAAGUAAAAUAUUUUUAUUUUGUAAAAUAUAGUUGUUUUUCCACUUAGGCUCCCCCCUCCCCCCAAUGUAACGGUUUGGAUUUUAUAUUUAUUCAAUUUAGUAAAGUUCCCGUUGCGUGUUAAAGUCACAUGUUCUGUUAAGUCCCAGGGUUAAGUCCUGUUGUGUUGUGUGAACGCCUUUUUAUGGCAAUGUGUUUGUCUUUCAACAUGUAGUGUGUAGCCUGCGUGCAGACUUUACUAUCCGUUGCGAAGGAGAGCCAAUACGGAACUUGGGCUAGUAGUGUGACGCUCGUAUUGUCCUGUUAAUUAGCUUCUGUUUAUGUCAUUAAUAUGUGUUGAUCACAAUAUAAUAUAGUCUUUCUGUUGAAUCAUUAGAAUUAAGAUCAAAGAAGGAGUAUCUUUUGUGCGUUACUUGUUCGAGGCCUAGGCCCUUUGGCCUAGCCCAUCGCUCCAUCAACGAGCUACACUCUUUUUUUUAUAAGAACAAUUUUAUAAGAACACGAGCCUCAAAACUGGUCAAAAGUUAAGAACAAAUUAAUAACAAGCUGAGGCUGAGCUUCUGCAAAAUGCAAUUUUGAACAACAUUUUUCUCAAAAUGGAGGCUUUUCAGCGAUGUGUGGGUACUUUUUCGGUGAAUAUUCAAAUUUGUCAGCAAAUUAAAGCUGUCUCACUCACUUUGUUGGCAAAUGAGGCCUGAACACCUCCUUAGAGUGAAAUAGCUAGCGAUAGCACUGCUCAAACCCUCUUAAUUUAAGAACAAAUUCAGGGGUGGCGCUAGAGACAAACAUUCAAGGUGCCGACGUUUAUAGUCAACGAAACUGCCGACAAAAAAUUCAUCAAACUGCCGACAGUAAAAAAGAAAAUGAGAUACAUAGUAAGCAUUUGGGCGACGUGCCCCGCAUAGAAACAAAAAUCAAUAUUCAGUCUCAGAAUCAUUUUUGAGAAUAUUUUAAGCACAUAACUCAGUCUCAGCUUUGCAUUAUUGUAUAUCAUACAUUUUUCAAAAAACGCAAAAUGUUCUCCAGAUGGAGUGUUUCAUUGACAAUAAUGCUGUCUCCCUCUAAUAGAAAAAGGAAUCCUUUAGCAACAGAAUUCAUUAUCAAAUAAUUCUGCUUUAGGGGUAUAUUCCUGAACCGGUUUUGAACGUUUUCCAGAUAAAGGAUCUCUGCUCGUUUUAAAUUUAUUACAAGGAGAGGCCACCGAGAAGAUUCGAGGCCCUAGAGCAAGAGUAAAGGAAGAAGCCCUUGCGUGCGAAGCGAGCAGAAAAUUUUUGCGACCACGCCCUUUAGAUUUGCAUAAAUAGAUUGCAAAUCAUUUUAAGGCGCACUUAUGCUACGUUUAAUUAAUUCCAUUCUUAAAAUUAAAUUCAUUACUUUAUGAGGCUUCCCCCUUUUGGCGGUCCUGAUUCCGAUCAUCAAUCGAGAGUCAUUCUUCUCUUCAUCUUCAUGUAAUUUUUUACAAUGCGUAGAGAAGUGAACGAUCGUUUUCAGAUGUGAUGCGAGGGAGCGCUUACUGAAGUACCCUGAGUACCAGGCCAUAUAAUCAGGUAGUGAAAAUAGAAGAAUAUGGUUCAUUUAACACCUCAUUGAGCUUGACAAAGAAAGCCCUAAUGGGGUCUGGGAAUGAUCAAUUAUAAAAAAUAUUUACGCAUAAAUUUAUAACGGCCUGUAGCAAGCUUUCCUUAUCUUUGUUUGGAAGGAGGGUCUACGGCGUAGGCUAUCAAGCGACAUGAUAUCGUGCCGGUACGCUGUAAAGAUGCCGACAAUUAGUCAAAAAGAAAAUUCAGAAACCAGCCACGGAAAUUUUCUUGUUUUCUUCUCUAAACUUCUGUAAACUGGAUGAAGUCGGAGGAAACCCGAGGAGUGCACCAAAAAGACGUCCCAUGCUCUUAGAAUGGUCGGGCAACCUCAACGGUCAUGUGCUCGCGUUUAUGAUUGGCCUAUUUCUAUCCACAAUUGGGUAUGUAUAGAUCCUAGCUUAGUGUUUUGAUCUAUGUUCUGACGUUUUGAUCUAUGUUCUGAUUUAUAGGAAGUGUGGCAGACGAAAAACUUGCGUAUAACUCAAAAUGUUUGCUCUUUUCAAAUUCAUUUUGAACCCCUUAGAAUGUUAUUCAAGCAAAACUUAUUGCUGUAACCUUUUUUCUGUCAAGAUCUUAUAAUGAUGUAUUCUUUAAGAUAUCCCUGAUGCAUUCGCUACACCCUUUGUAAAAGCAAUACAAUAUAAACAGAAUACGUUUAUCAAAUGAAUUGUGCUUAUCUCAUUUUCUAUUGCUUUUACUUCUAAGGAAUCUAUUGACCCCUAGAGUUCUCCUUGUAUGAAAUUUGGACAUGUAUUUCUGAUUCAAAUCGACCAAAUUUUUUCCGAAGUCGUCGUCUAUGUCCGAAUGCCUGGAAUCAAUUGGUCAAAAAUUUCUGGAAUUUAGUGUGAGGGGGGAUCUCAAAGUAGUGUAAACCACCAGCUGUACACCAACAUCCGGGGCCCUAGAGCGUGCGCCUCCACCCUGUACUUAAAAACUCAGAAACUUACUUCACCUGUUCCGCACUUAUUUUUCGAAACUUGCACCUGUAAAAACUUGCUCUCUUAUCUCUACUGGGCAGUGAAAUUAAUAAUUCACUGGUGUGAGAUUGAAGAAAGUCAAGUUAAUGUAGUAAUAGUGUCAUUUGGGAAACAACUCAACUGCACAACGGUUCAAGCCAUUUCUGUUCCGUGUUCAAGCUGAUACCAUGAACUGGACAGUGGGAAACAGCCCUGACGCGCAUUUGCCUGUUCUCUGCAAAGGAAAUGAGCAAUUGGAGCACAAAGAGAGUGUCAUUUCAGCAUACCUGGUAAUUAUCGUGUCAGUUUUUAUAUCCAUCGCUGCAGUUAUCCUGAAUCUCCUUAUUUGCUAUGUCAUGGCUACAAACAGCCAUCUACGCACACCUUCGGGAAUACUCAUAUUAUUUAUGGCCAUCACUGACUUUCUCAUCGGCAUUGUCACCGUACCUUUAUCCAUAGCCAGACAGUCGUUUUUCAUUAUGGAAACUCCACCUCCCUGUCUUCUAAGUAGUAUUUUUUUGCAGUCAGCCGUUGUACCAACUACUGUAACAUUGUUUCUGUUGGCACUUCUAAGCGUUGAUAGAUACUUGCAUGCUAUAUACAGUAGAAAAACGAGCGGCUGGAAACUGACCAGAAAAUACAUCAUUUUUUUUGCCUUGAUGUGGCUCUUUGCCAUUGGAUUUAUGAUCCCAUUUCAUGUAGAUAGAUCAUAUGAGAAAAUAGCUUCUGCACUUGGUUUGUUCUUUGCUACCUCAUCCGUUUCUUGUAUUGUGUUCACGCACACAAAAGUUGGUCUUUUUCUGCUGAAGAGCAGAAGAGUCAUCGCAGGAAGCUCCGUCCAACCUUCGGCAGAUUUCAGAAGGCGAUGGGUACGCAAGUCAGUUGUUACACUGAUCAUAAUAAUUGUUGUCUUUGUCAUUUGCUGCAUACCAAGACUUAUUUACACUAUCUUGAGUUAUCGACAUGGGCCUUUGCGAUACCUAGAACUGCAUACGUGGUCGGCGACAGCGAUUUUCUUCAACAGUGUUGCAAACCCUAUUAUCUAUCUUAGCAGAAGCAGCAACGUUCAACGGAUACUAAAACGAUACAUUGACAAUCUAAGACAAGAGCAAUGAAAGUAGCAAUCAUCGACUCUGACUUAUUUCAAGCAAAACAGAAACUUUUUUGGAAAUACAGGUUCAAUGCGGUAUUUGAUGCGCAAUAAUGCCUUUUGAGGAACAAAAAUUAAACAAGGGAUUGCAAAAUUGUAUCUAUAUUUCAUUAAAACCUUAUAGGUAAUACAAAUUCAACGAGAUAUUGUAAACUUGUAUUGAAAAUAACGUGGCAAGGUAAAACAAAUUCAAGGAGGGACUGCAAAAUGUAUCUAAGUUACUUAUUAAAUAUCGAAAAUUAUAUAGUAUCUUAAGGUUAUCAAAGAUUCAACGGGGGAUUAUUAAUUUGUAUCUAAAAUACUGUAGUAUCAUAAAUGUAAUACAGACUCAACGAAGGGCAGAAACACGUGUUACUUUUUCGUUUCUCAUUGUAGCUUGGCUUAUAUAUCAAUAAUCUUUAAUAUUAAUCUUAUAAUCUAACAAUAAUCUUAUAUAUUAAAGGUCUAGAGAUGAACGCACUUGAACGCACUUAGUCGUAGAUCGUCGGCGAUGAUCCCCGAUGCAGUUUCUCGAUGACAGUCUAUGAAAGUCUGCGAUGGCUUAUGAAAUAUGAAAACCGGGCCAUCGGGAACCAUUGGCAAGUAUUCCCGAUCAUCGAUGAAUUUAAAACUAGAAAUAGCUCUUGCUAGUACUGCCCGCAAACAAUUAAUUCCUUGAUAAUGAUUGUUUUGAAAAUUUAGGUCAGGAUAUUCGAAGAAGACACCAUCUUGGGUUUUCACAAUUUUAUAAAAACAGCUGCUCUAGUUGAUGCUAAACUAUUCUUUUUAUCAAGAAUUUUUGGUGUUCAGUUUGCCUUUGAUUUAAGUCCAACGCCCUUUUGAAAAUCAUGAAGUUUUUCUAGGGUUUGACAAUUAUUUUGCGUUUUCGUGAAGCAAAGACGUAUGAAAAUGGACACGUGAUAGAACGGGUACAGCUAAAAUCGAUUGCGAUAAAGGAUUCGUACAGCGAUGUACAGGCUAUAAUCACGACAAUCAUAACUUUUGCUCGUACGGUGUCGAGUUUUUGGGAGAAAGGUGUGGCAUUCGACUGGUUUUGAUUCCCAAAACUUCAAAUCAAAACUUCCAUCCAUUGCGGAGAACCGAGCUGUGAUGCAGCACCGUUUUCGUGCCAAAAAAACCGAAGUCUUUUGUUCUAACUCUUUGUUCGUGUUUAUUGAAAUCACGUGACCUAAGUAAGGGGACGCGUGAAAACAAGUGUGUAGGAUUGUUGUUGAGUUUUGAAUGUUUCACGAGAGUAUUGGUAAUGUUACAAUCUAUUCUGUGCUGAUAUUAUUAAAACUAUGGUCAGCUCAUAUUGUGCAGUUCAGGGAUGGGGCAUUUCUGUCACCACUCUUACUCGGAAGUAAGAUUUCUUAGAACUUCGCGACGCAAUUGACAAUAUUUUUUUGGCUUGGAUAAACGGUAUAGAAAGAAUAACACGACUGUAAACAAUUAUUUUAAGCGUCACAUUGAAUCUGGAGAUGUUUUUAGUUGCGAGAACAUCGGCGUGGGGAAAAAUUGGAUGGGUUAUUUGCAGCCCCCCUAUCUCAGACAAAACUGUCACAUUUCCGACUCCACUCGGACAGUUCUAUCUCAAUGAAGAAACGAUUUUCAGGGAAGAUCCAUGCUCAGCCCCCCUGAACGUCGAACAUCCGCUACGCGCCUGGCGAAAACCAUUACCAAUUUAGAAAUUUAAGAAAUUUUCAAUGCUCUGUUUCUCCAAAAGUCACAUUUUGUAGUAUGUUCAAGCGAAAUGAGGACCUCAAUUAUUGCAAUCUUAAAUGUCCUGUCUAGACCUGAUAAGAGUUUUGAAACAAACAUACGAGCCUUCGUGGAACAUUGAUGAAGUCGAGUACGUUGCUGAUACAGAUAUGGUUGAAGUUCGAAGAGCCAAAAUAGGGUGUGAUCAAAAAACUUAUGAAAGAAUUUUCAGAGGAAUACACAAAGGACAAACAACAGGGCGCCCUCGCCAUCAUCAUUUUGGACCAAGGACCGAGAUAGCGGGGGGCCAGGAGCCUUGCCCCCCAAAAACUUAAUAGCAUAAGUAAAAUACUUUUAUUUUCUAAAAUUUGGCUGUUGCUACACUUAUUAAUCAGGGCUUCACAACCCCUUCCCCCUAUCCCAAAAAAGUAAACAAAAUGUUGUAUCUCGGUCUCUGUUUGGACAGAACAAAAGUAUUCAACGUAGAAACAUUGGUUGAAAAGUUGAAAGAUGAAAAAACAAUAGAGCAAUCAGAUUCGACUUUUUUGCAUCCACAUUUAAUCAGCUAUCAUCUGUUUUAGGGUGUGAAAAAUGUUUUUUGAAAGUUAGUUUUUUUAAUCGCGAAGACAGACUUUGAAACGCAGAAACUUUGUCAAAAGCCCAAAUGUCAUUGUUUUUGACACUCAUGGGUCGCCUGUGUGCGCUGGGCCUCACAAAACUAUCUGCAUCUGCUAUUGCGAGAGAAGAAAAUGUUCUAUCUUGUCCCCUUACUUAGGUCACGUGAUUAGAAUAAAAGUGUUUUCAAGUUCUAGAUGAGAACAAAAGAACAGAACAAUGGGCUUCCAGACCAGAGUUGUCUCUAUUGACUAUGCUUUAACAGAGUCUUGGCAGAGCAACUCUCCGAAGAUAAUUCCCUUCCGCACAAAGAGGUGGCGGUUAACGACCUCCUCGACAAAGCCGAUUGAUUGACAAUGAAAUUGAUUGACAGUUGUCAUGGCAGCAGAAAAGUGACAAAAUCUGCUGACAAAGUGCUGACAACAUGAACUGAAGUUUCCAUAUGCUACUUAUACGCGGGGCAGACUAUAAGCCCUUCACUAGCGCGCUAUCGCGCGCGAGUUGCGGGCAAUAAUUUGUCUUUCCCAUGAACAUUAGCAACAAGAACAAUAGAUCGAGACGUCAUACCUUUUUUAGAGCGAGAGGCCAUUUUUAUUAAAGCCAGGGUAACUUCUUUGCGAAAACUUCACAAUUUCUUUAUUUGGUCUGAACACUGAUCUAAUGUACUAAUUCGAACAUGCCAUUUUCACCGGGCGUGAAGGGUUUCGGGAACUGAUAAGUUACCUGGCAGUCGAAAAAUCUGGUGUUACGAAAUAGGCUCUUAGCUCUUAGUCAAAGAACUUGAUUUCUUAGUCAAAGAAAAUGCUGUUUAGCUGUCAUAGGAAUAUCAACUAGCGCAUUAUCUUCUUUUGCAAACAAUUUUGACUUGGGUGGGGGAUGGUCUUUUCCACGACUAGGUUAUCCCUAGUAUCUUAACCUCUGUUAAAAUACAAUAAUCAAGUUCAGUGAAAUUAUUAUUUGGUCACACUCGCAGCUCCCAUCAACCAAGAUUUUUCUUGAAUUCAUAUUUCUGCACCCAAAGCAGGUUGCAGGAUCGCUUUUACCGCUGUCUCCAUUAGAUUUCGUUUGUCUUUUGGAUAUUGCUUCAACCACCCCCCCCCCACCCCACCCCCAUGCUUCGAUUUUUUUUAUAAUUAUAAAAAUAAAAACUUUGAAAAAACGGUAUCAGUUUUCAAACAAAGUCGACUCCUUUUUUCACAAGCUAAGAGGUUCUUUCAAUGUUUCCAAGCAUGUGGUUCGAAGAUAUAAUGGUAUAAAAAUAAAUUUUAUGUGGAUAUUAGCGUCCUAGCAGACAUGUAGCUAGGAUUUUCUAGCUUGUUUAUACUUAUAAAUGAAAUGCCUGACAAUUUUUUGUCUUUUCACCGCGGACUAUUUUCAAUAAAACACGAAACUUCAUUUGUACUUUCACCGUUGCGGUGAAAGCCUUUACAACGGCAUCGUUAAAGGGCCACUCCAGCCCAAAACUUUUUUUGCAUAAAUUGGUAAUUAGUCGAGAAAAAGAAGCUAUCGUGAAUUUUUUUUUCGAAAAGCUUAACUCGUUUUCCAGAUAUAGACGCUCAAAGUUGAGAAUCACCGUAAAAAUACGACAAAAUUUUUUUCGGAAAAAGCACUUUGUGACGUGUGACGUGUGAAAGGGCUAUUGUUUCAACAUUCGGCGCUAUUGUUAUACGUUCGCACUGAAAUUCGCACGACUCGGUAGAGGCUCGGAAGAGGCGGUUGUCGUUUUAUUUAUUUUCCUUCAUUGCGAAUGAUGUUCAGCGGAGGCUUCCAGCCAACAUGGACUAGUAAUUCGACAAAUCAAAGAUGGAAGCUUCAACCUGAACUCAUAUCCUCAUCUUGGCAACGCAGCAAGCUUUUCAAUAUGGAAUGCUUCACGAAUUUUCAGAUGUGAAUGGAUUUCUGACCGAAGGCAUUUCUUAUCGUCGUGUCAUCUCAGGGAUUUCCAGGGAGCUGAAUAAUAAUUGAUGUCUCACCGCAUUAGAAGAACCCCAUUCACAAGAUGGAAACUUUCCCGCAUAAAAAAGGUUACAAACUCUUCUAUGGAUCAGCAGAAAGGAUCUUGCAAAAAAAUGCUAGAUGAAGGUUGGAGAUUACAUGCAUCUCCUGUUAUCUGGCUACUGGCUUUGUGGGAGUGAUAACUUGCCCCUCUCUUCCAUUCAAGAGUUACUACAAAGACCUCAACACAUUAUUCUGUUUUUGUAUUAACAUUUUUACAAAGGAGACUAUUUUUCUAAAAUUAUUAAAAUUUUAUAUAUAAUUUGGUCAUAUAUAAUGUUUGCAAAUUAUUUAAAGCUAGUAACAACAUAUAGGUAUUUUCUAGAAGUUUUGCAAUAGAUUAUUGUUUCAUGAUACUUUUAUAAGAACAUUUCUCAUGUGCAAUAGAAAUUACAAAUUGCUAGCUAGUUCACUGGCCUGAUUGUAUAAUUCAAUGUAGCCAAGUAUUUAAAUACAUCAAACAUGUAUUUAUUAUUCAUAAAUAUAGCAGGUUGAGAUUCUGACAGCUUAAAGGAGCCGACAAGGCCCCUGUAAUAGCUUAAAGGUUAAAUACAAAAAUUAUAUUUACAAAAGUAUAUUGAAAAAGUUGAAUUAUUAAUAUAAUCUCAAAUCCCUUUUUGGUUUGUAUAAAAACAAAUUUAUAAUUUUUGAAAAAGUUGUUUGACUCAUGACUAAUGGUAGGUUUUUAGUCUUGUCUUGAAAGUUGUAUACUUUCUUGUCCAUGUCCUCAUUUGUCCUGUUUUAUUUCCAAUAAGUCAUGUUGAUAUGAAGCUCUUUAUCCUAAUGAAUAUGUUGUAUCAAUUCAUACAGCUUUCAUUCCCGAUAUACUGGUUUUGUUUUCUUCUUUCCUCCCGAAUUAAUUGCGCGAUGGUUUUUUAGCUGUUGCACUAAAGGAGGGGCUGAUGAAAAAGCGCGAAUCUUCUUUUUAAAAUCAGGGAACUGGCCUGCCAAUACAAAUUGCUUCAAAAGCAACAUUCCAUGAAAGUCUGUCAACAUCCUCAUGUCUAUGUCUCGCUAGCCUACUUUGCCAAUUCGACUUCUCUGUCAGAAAGAUUCGUGCGACAAAAAACUUCCAUAUUCGAUCAGAAUAUCAAGACUGAUGAGCGAUACUUCUCUCUUUAUAUCGAUUCCAGAUAAAAGUCUGGCCUUCUAACAAACAUGCCGCUGCUAGGCCCUGUCUGCCAUUUCGCUAGGUUCUCGUUGACCCUUUGGACAGCCGAUGAUACUUGCCGCGAACUUACCGAGACCGAAAAUGCCUGUGACGUCAAUCCGAAGAUCUCCGAUAACACGGUUGAAAAACAAUUCAACUCAAUGACCAUUUUACAAACGCUAAUAACUACAAAACGGUUAGAGAUAUGAAAAAAAUAAUAACAGAUUCGUUUUCAGGAGGUCUGAUUACAUCGUGUUCUGAAAUAAAAAUUUUGGGCUGGAGUGGCCCUUUAACAUGUCACUUGUGACGUCAACCGAGAAUUUUAACAACUCCUGGCGAUAAUCUUGUUUCCGCUUCGGGAAAUUCCCGAGUCCUGGCUGUGACGUAAUUGACGGAUAAAAGUGCAAAUAUCAGAAAAACGGCGAAUCUAAGAAGAAAACUUUUUCCAGAUUUGAAGUCAGCGACAAAUUUUGCAUCGAAUAAGCCAAAGUUAUUUUUGCGUGUCAGUUCUCCUUUAAAGAAGCUAUAAAAUCCUAGCUACAUGUCUGCUAGGAAGCUAAUAUCCACAUAAAAUUUAUUUUUAUGCCAUGAUAUCUUCGAACCAGCAUGCUUUAAAACAUUGAAAGAACCUUUAAGCUUAUGAAAAAAGGGGUCGACUUUUUGUUUGAAAACUGAUACCGUUCUUCAAAGUUUUUAUUUUGGUAACUACAAAUAAAAUCGCAACAGCGGGGGAGGGGGGUUGAAGCAAUAGCCAAAAGACUAACGAAAUCUAAUCGAGACGGCGGUAAAAGCGAUCCUACAACCUGCUUUGGGUGCAUAAAUAUGAAUUCAAGAAAAUACGUUGGUUGAUGGAAGCUGCAAGUGGGACUAAAAAAUAAUUUCACUGAACUUGAUUAUUGUAUUUUAACAGAGGUUGAGAUACUAGGGAAUAACCUAGUCUUGCAAAAAAACCAUCCCCCACCCAAGUCAAAAUUGUUAGCAAACGAAGAUAAUGCGCCAAUUAAAAUUCCUAUGACAGCUAAACAGCAUUUUCUUCGACUAAGAAAUAAAAUUCUUUGACUAGUGAAUCCAGAUAUUUAUAACAACCUUCGUUUCCCGAAAUUUUUCACGCCCAGUAAGAAUGGCAUUUAAUUCGCACAUGUAUGACUUUCAACCCGCCUUUAGUAUUUAAUAUCACGAUACACUUAACGUAUUUGAUACAUUGAAAACAAUCAUAGUUUGAAUACAAUUAGGCCAUGCAGAACAGUCUGGACAAAAAGACACCUCAAUCUGAAAUGAAAUUUUAGUUUUACCAUACCUGAUCUCAUUUAAAGUGUGCCAAUAGCAAUGUUUUUAAUAUAAAUUCCAUAUCAGUUUGUACUUCCACUCUGUUCCUUGUUCAUAAUAUUGAGCCAUGGGACGACAGUCUGCCCAAGCAGCAGCGCUGGUUGCCGGUGUCAUAAGCGUUUCGGUAACCUUGCAAAACGGUCCGGGUACACAAACGCAUGACAAUUUUGGUUAUGCAAAAACGUACCCAAGCAUUCAAACAAUAGGGUACCAAAACGAAUAGUGGAAUUUAGCAUGCAAAACGGUCCGGGUACACAAACGCAUGACAAUUUUGGUUAUGCAAAAACGUACCCAAGCAUUCAAACAAUAGGGUACCAAAACGAAUAGUGGAAUUUAGCAUACAAAACGGUCCGGGUACACAAACGCAUGACAAUUUUGGUUAUGCAAAAACGUACCCAAGCAUUCAAACAAUAGGGUACCAAAACGAAUAGUGGAAUUUAGCAUACAAAACGGUCCGGGUACACAAACGCAUGACAAUUUUGGUUAUGCAAAAACGUACCCAAGCAUUCAAACAAUAGGGUACCAAAACGAAUAGUGGAAUUUAGCAUACAAAACGGUCCGGGUACACAAACGCAUGACAAUUUUGGUUAUGCAAAAACGUACCCAACCAUUCAAACAAUAGGGUACCAAAACGAAUAGUGGAAUUUAGCAUACAAAACGGUCCGGGUACACAAACGCAUGACAAUUUUGGUUAUGCAAAAACGUACCCAACCAUUCAAACAAUAGGGUACCAAAACGAAUAGUGGAAUUUAGCAUACAAAACGGUCCGGGUACACAAACGCAUGACAAUUUUGGUUAUGCAAAAACGUACCCAAGCAUUGAAACAAUAGGGUACCAAAACGAAUAGUGGAAUUUAGCAUACAAAACGGUCCGGGUACACAAACGCAUGACAAUUUUGGUUAUGCAAAAACGUACCCAAGCAUUCAAACAAUAGGGUACCAAAACGAAUAGUGGAAUUUAGCAUACAAAACGGUCCGGGUACACAAACGCAUGACAAUUUUGGUUAUGCAAAACGUACCCAAGCAUUCAAACAAUAGGGUACCAAAACGAAUAGUGGAAUUUAGCAUACAAAACGGUCCGGGUACACAAACGCAUGACAAUUUUGGUUAUGCAAAACGUACCCAAGCAUUCAAACAAUAGGGUACCAAAACGAAUAGUGGAAUUUAGCAUACAAAACGGUCCGGGUACACAAACGCAUGACAAUUUUUGUUAUGCAAAAACGUACCCAAGCAUUCAAACAAUAGGGUACCAAAACGAAUAGUGGAAUUUAGCAUACAAAACGGUCCGGGUACACAAACGCGUGACAAUUUUGGUUAUGCAAAACGUACCCAAGCAUUUAUGCAAUAGGGUACCCAAACGAAUAGUGGAAUUUAGCAUGCGAACCGGUUGAAUAUUCUGGUUCAUAUUGUUCAGAAUGUAAAGAACAAUUGAACUAUUUUUAUAAAAGGGAUGCAAAUAAGAAGCGGUGCUUUGAUUUCCGUUGUUAAGUUUAUGCAAAAAAAGUACAACAUCAAUGGCGACUCCAAGCUUUGCGUGAUUGACAAGUGUAAAUAUUAAACUCUUAAAAACGUGUCAAAACAUCGCACAAUGAUGAAGUCACAUGAUCUGAAACACAUUGCGUUUCACAAUGCUACACUUUUGCAUAGGGUACCAAAACGCAUUUUACACCGGUGUAAUACUUUUUUUUGCGCGGUUACCAGAAUCUGCGUGGGCUACUGCAUCAGGGCAAGAUGCAUUAUGCCAAACGCUGCAUCACAUGAUGACAACAUCACAUCAUUCUCACAUCGACUUUUGAGAUGAACAAAACUUUAAGGAGGAAAAUAUGGGAUUAUGCCCACGCAUGCGCAAGAAUAAAAGUAACAUGAAAUGUUUCAGGUAAUCUGCAAUCUUUUUGUGUUCCCCUUACGUUGAGACAUACAAUUUGUGAGCGUUUUUGGUGAGAGAAACCACUUCAUUUUGGACAAGAAUCGAAAAUAUUUAGCCCACGCAGAAAAAUUGGAAAUGUGAAGUUUCAAUUUAUCUGCAUGGCCUACCUUAUCUGCCCCCCUGUCUAAGUCUACAACUUGUCAAUGUUCUUAAUGCUUCAAAUCGAUGAGAACGAUCAUAUUAUAAACGUUUUCUGAUAAAAAGUUGCUACAUUUUGGACAAGAAUCGAAAAUAAUGAGCCCACGCAGAAAAAUUGGAAAUGUGAAGUUUCAAUUUAUCUGCGUGGCCUACCUUAUCUGCCCCCUGUCUAAGUCUGCAAGUUGUCACUGUUCCUAUUGCUUCAAAUCGAUGAGAACUAUCAUAUUAUCAACGUUUUUGGUAAAAAAUUGCUACAUUUUGGACAAGAAUCGAAAAUAUUGAGCCCACGCAGAAAAAUUGGAAAUGUGAAGUUUCAAUUUAUCUGCGUGGCCUACCUUACCUGCCCCCCUGUCUAAGUCUGCAAGUUGUCACUGUUCCUAUUGCUUCAAAUCGAUGAGAACUAUCAUAUUAUCAACGUUUUUGGUAAAAAGUUGCUACAUUUUGGACAAGAAUCGAAAAUAAUGAGCCCACGCAGAAAAAUUGGAAAUGUGAAGUUUCAAUUUAUCUGCGUGGCCUACCUUAUCUGCCCCCUGUCUAAGUCUACAACUUGUCACUGUUCUUAAAGCUUCAAAUCGAUGAGAACUAUCGUAUUAUCAACGUUUUUAAUAAAAAGUUGCUAUAUUUUGGACAAGAAUCGAAAAUAAUGAGCCCACGCAGAAAAAUUGGAAAUGUGAAGUUUCAAUUAAUCUGCGUGGCCUACCUUAUCUGCCCCCCUGUCUAAGUCUACAACUUGUCACUGUUCUUAAUACUUCAAAUCGAUGAGAACUAUCAUAUUAUCAACGUUUUUGAUGAAAAAUUGCUAUAUUUUGGACAAGAAUCGAAAAUAAUGAGCCCACGCAGAAAAAUUGGAAAUGUGAAGUUUCAAUUUAUCUGCGCGGCCUACCUUAUCUGCCCCCCUGUCUAAGUCUACAACUUGUCACUGUUCUUAAUGCUU
Rhopilema esculentum is the source of this 16487-nucleotide messenger RNA. NCBI's taxonomy places the organism in Eukaryota, Metazoa, Cnidaria, Scyphozoa, Rhizostomeae, Rhizostomatidae. The record is from RefSeq and is a predicted model, not a curated record.